Molecule: messenger RNA, 1926 nt
Organism: Anthonomus grandis grandis
Lineage: Eukaryota; Metazoa; Arthropoda; Insecta; Coleoptera; Curculionidae
Product: protein scarlet-like
Exons: 13
Coding region: 137-1906 (589 amino acids)
Cellular component (GO): membrane
Molecular function (GO): ABC-type transporter activity; ATP hydrolysis activity; ATP binding
Source: RefSeq, a predicted model, not a curated record
AAUAAUAUUAUGUAAACAACAAUAUGUUUGCAUAUGUUAUAUAUAUUUAACUUGGAUUUGGGUAUUAUGAGAUAAGAUAUGUUCAAAUGCAACGUAACGUGUUAAUGUGUACUAUUUUAGUUUUAUAUUUAUAAAAAUGGCUAAGUUUGUGUUAACAUGGAAUAAUCUUAGUUACUCUGUAUACGAAAAACAUGGUUCAUCAUAUUGUUGCCGAAACCAAGAGAGAAAAAAGAUUAUAAUUGAUAAUGUUUCAGGUACUGCUUUUUCUGGCACUGUGAUUGCCAUAUUAGGAGUCAGCGGUUGUGGCAAAACUACAUUGCUUACGCUUUUAUCAGGACAACGAAAAGGUAAAGGCAGUUUACGGCUAAAUGGCAGGGUUAUCAGUGACAAAAUGCUUAGAAGCAAUUCUACAUUUAUGCAGCAAAAGGACAUAUUUAUUGAGUCGUUGACGGUCCAAGAACAUCUUAAUUUUGUGGCCGCUAUGUGCUUAAAUAAGUCACACAAGGCUCGGUUAAUAACAGUAAACAAUCUUUUAAAAGAUGUCAACAUCGAACCACUGAGAUGCCAGAAAAUCGAACAGUUAUCAUCUGGUGAGAAAAGAAAAUUAUCAUUAGCCUCAAAUCUACUCUUAGAACCCUAUAUAAUGUUUUGCGAUGAACCCACUACUGGACUGGAUAGUUUUAGUGCAGUAUCUCUAAUAAACAUAUUGCAAAACGUUGCCAUGACUGGUAAAAUUGUAUUUUUAACAGUGCAUCAGCCAUCCUCUCACCUAUUUGACAUGUUCGAUACUAUAAUUUUGCUGUCAACAAACGGCAAAGUUGUGUUUCAAGGCUCAAAGCAAAACGCAAUUUCUUUUUUCGAAAGCCAGAGCUUAAUAUGUCCACCAUCAUAUAACCCAGCAGACUUUUUCAUCAAUUGCAUAAUAGAACAAAGUAAAUUCGGAAAAAACAAGAUUGAUAAAAUGAUAGAAAAAUUUAACACAGACUAUUGUUUGAAACUACAAUUUAGCGAGCAUGAUUAUACAGGGCUACUUUUAAGGAAGAGGCAGUGUCAAAACAACUUCUUUUUCGUACUCGCCUGGAUGAUCUGGAGAAUAAUGAUUGGUAUGGCACGAGAUUUAAGGCAGUACGUUAUUAGUUUUUCAUUAACUUUGCUGACCGCACUCAUAAUAGGACUAACAUUUUCCAGCACCCAGAUUACCGACUCAAGUAGUGUUCAGAACAUUCAAGGAGCCUUGUUACUUAUAGUUUCAGAGUUGAUUUUUUACCAAAUGUAUAAUGUGAUAUAUAUCUUUCCAGGGGAAAUUGAUAUCUAUAUUCGUGAAAAAACCCUUUAUGAGCCGCUGCCAUAUUUUUUAUCUAAAAUACUCUCGCUGCUACCGUUCUGUAUCGUACACACAUUUGGAUUUUUGAUCAUUUAUUUUGCAUGUUUACCAUUUCUUGGAGGUAUUGAAUUAUUUUGGCAGAUGUAUGCAAUUUUGUUUGGAGCAUCCUUAGGCGGUUCUGCUCUUGGGCUAUGCCUAUCGGCAUUGUUUCCAUCCAUAGAGUCUAUACACCUCUUCAUUGUGCCAUUGGAGUUGAUUUGCCUACUUCUCUCUGGACUUUGGAUAAAAAUUACCACCCUUUCAAAUGUAUUUGCUGUGAUAAAAUACUUUUCGCCGUUUUAUGUAUCAUUCGAAUCCAUAUGUAUAACAUUUUGGUUGAAAGCUGAUCGAAUAAGCAAGUGUCAUAGUAUUAAAAAUGAAACAAAUCUGUGCACUGGAACCGAAGUGUUGGCCCAUUACGGCUUGAAUAGUGAAUAUACAAAGGUUUUGAAUAACUAUCUUUACCUAAUUAUAUUAAUUUUAGUUUAUUGUUAUAUAGGUUAUAUAGGGAUAUUAAGGAAAAGAGCUCUGUAUCAUGUUUAAAAAUAAAUGUAUAAAGAGUC